This is a messenger RNA of Cyphellophora europaea CBS 101466, 1416 nucleotides long. RefSeq lists its product as uncharacterized. Lineage: Eukaryota; Fungi; Ascomycota; Eurotiomycetes; Chaetothyriales; Cyphellophoraceae. The record is from RefSeq and is a predicted model, not a curated record. The transcript has 2 exons. Bases 1 to 1416 code for a protein of 471 amino acids.
AUGCCGGCGCAGAUGGCUCCUUCAUUCUCAGCUACAUCGCUGCUAGGAGAUGACCUGCUUUCGGCAGGCACCAGGCGAAAGACAGCGCGUACAGCACGUGUGUCCAGCUGGGACCAUUCAGGCCUCAAUGAAGACGCAUUCAUUAUCCAGCCCGGCGAGACAGCGCUGCUCGCCGAUAUUGAAGGACCGGGCAAAAUCACACACUUGUGGUUCGUACAGGCGUGUCGCCGAAAUCUUGGUCCUGGUCUGAUUCCCUUUACGAAGGGCGGUGCUCCCAUAAUGGAGAUAGGUAAUGGGUUGGGUUUCAAUUAUGAGGACAAUGACCCUGAUUACUAUCGCAAAGUCCUGAUCAAGAUGUACUGGGACGACUCGCCUACGCCCAACGUGCUGGCACCGCUAGGCGAUUUUUUCUGCCUGGGCCACUCCUUGGCCGCCAACUUCCAGUCCCUCCCUUUCACGGUCUCAGUGAGACCGACAGAUGAGCACAAGUUCGGUGGUGCUGCGGCCUUGAACUGCUACUUGCCAAUGCCUUUUAAGUCACGGGCACGCAUUGAGAUCGAGAACCAAGGCGAGCACGCCUACGUGCAGUAUUUCUACAUUGACUACGAGCUGCAACCUCCCACAGCACGAGCGGAUGGCGACGAUGAGAUCCUGUAUUUCCACGCACACUGGCGGCGUGAGAACCCCACCGAGGGAUGGGCACCCAAUGCGAUGCAGACCAACAGCCUGGAGACGCAGGUGCCGAACCUCGAUGGUCAGGGUUAUACGAUUUUGGACACGAAGGGAGCAGGAACGUACAUUGGCUGCAACCACUCAGUGCUGCACUUCCAGGGCACAUGGUGGGGCGAAGGGGACGACAUGUUCUUCAUCGACGACGACACAUGGCCGCCCAGCAUGCACGGUACGGGCGGUGAAGACUACUUUACGCAGGGCUGGGGCAUGCAGCGCAACGCCUACCCCUUCAGCGGCAGCAUUGUUCACCACGAGGACACGGAUAUUCAGCCUGGCGGCUUCCAGGUCUCAUAUCGCUGGCACCUGGCCGAUCCAGUGCGGUUCAACAAGCGCCUCACGGUCAAGAUGGAGCAUGGCCACGCCAAUCACCUGCGGGACGACUGGUCCUCGACAGCUUACUGGUAUCAGACGCUCCCUGGACCGAAGCUAGAGAUCCUACCUGUGGAGGCCAGGUUGCCAAACCGGCCGACGGUGGUACAACCGCCGGAGCCGGCCGCAGACAGGCCGUUGACAGAAUUGCAGAAGAAGCAUAUUGAGCAGCGGGAGGAGAGGUUCAAGGCUCAUAUUAAAGAUCACGAGGAGAUGAUGGAGAGGAGGGCGAAGGAUUCUAGAGAGCGAGCCCAAAACAAUGUUGAGAUCGCAAAGGAUAUUCGUAGGCGGUUUUUGCAGAGCUUGGAUGGUUAG